Cladocopium goreaui is the source of this 1425-nucleotide messenger RNA. The record is from the annotation of a GenBank genome assembly. Lineage: Eukaryota; Dinophyceae; Suessiales; Symbiodiniaceae.
AUGAAUUUAUCAUACAUCCUUUGCUUGCUCCAUUUUGGACAGAGCAUUCAGAACGUGCUACGUUACCAACUGGCCUUGCACUUCUUCGUGCUCAACGUGAGGUGUGAGAAUUUGCCGGAGGAAGGGAUUGACAGGAUCCUCCAACACUUUGAGGAGUCGUUGGCCUCGCCCAUACUGGCGGACUGGACUGAAAUAGCGCUCGACAGCAUGGCCUCUCCAGAGGAGAUUGCUUUGCAGGAAGCGUUGAAAAAGGGCAGUUCGGACCUGAAGUUUAUCCUCACGAGGAACGACGUGUCGAACGAGUUGCAGGCUGGAUUCUAUAGGAAUGAUGUGACAUCGAUACAAAAGUUUUCAUCCUUCUUCAGAUCGGAGGAUGAUUUGGUCAGAGUUUUGAGAGCCGAGUUCAACACAGAUGCAGAUACAAGUUUACAAGCUAGGGCACAAGUAGCAGCAGUGAUUUGUGCUUGGCGCGAAACACAGACGCGUCAAAAGAGACAAGCGGAGGUAGAGGCUGAGAUGGAGACACGUGAAUGGACAAAACCCAUUCCGACUGGAGAUUAUAUCAACAUGCGAAACGCCUACAUGAAGGUGCAUGGAAGAUUGGAAGACAAAGUGACUCCUUCCAAGGAGUAUCUAGAGAAGAAGCUGCAGGAGUUGGAGAAUGGGGAGUUCAGGGCCGAAACAAUGGCCGAAGUAGUUUCAAAGGAUGAAGUGGAUCCUGAUGUGAUGAUACCAGUGUUUGAUGCGAAGGGGAGCCUUUCAGUCAGAAAAGGGGCCUCUACAAUCCCUUUGCCUACAGGACCUGAGCAGCUUAGACGUAGGCUGUCGGUCAUGGUCAAUGCAAUCCUCAUGUUGGCCAUCAAGCACCCCAACAGGGAGGAGAUCCAGGACGUCACACGUGAUCUUUUCGAACGAUACAAGGACUAUGUUUUGGGUGACUAUGUGUGGGGACUUUCAUCAACUGAUUUGCAUGGGAACCAAGUGCAGACCCCACCUUGGGCACUGGUGCUUUCUUACGAGCAAGCCAUACGUAAGAGGGCGUAUGCAUUGAUGGUGACAGAUCACUUACAACUUGGGAAAGCCUUGGAACAAGCUUGGAAGUGCCCUACGACCAAGGAACGUCACUUCAUCACUCCGCUUGCACUUUACAGCAAGAGAUCCUAUCCGCAGCAGAACUGGGGAGAGUGGAACCCCAAAGGUAAGGGGAAGAACGGAAAAUCCUCAAGUGCAAAGGGCAAGUCGAAGGGCAAAGGAAGUGGUACAACACCGGAUGGCGCAAAGAUUUGUUUUCGUUUCAAUCAGGGAAAGUGCAGCUACCAGAAGUGCAAGUUCUCACAUGUUUGCAAUCGAUGUUUCAAGAAGGGACACGACGCCUUGAAUUGCAAAGAGGAGAAGAGCCCCCCGGACACGACCGGGGCACACUGA